This is a messenger RNA of [Torrubiella] hemipterigena, 1179 nucleotides long. The record is from the annotation of a GenBank genome assembly. Lineage: Eukaryota; Fungi; Ascomycota; Sordariomycetes; Hypocreales; Clavicipitaceae.
AUGACUGAAGAAGUACCUGUUUAUACAGCUGCUCUUCUCCUCGAUCCCUCUCGUAGAGCAGCAUAUAUUCGAAAGAACUGGCCAGAUGCUUGGGUUCAGCCAGCUAUUAACGCUGCUACGCAACUCUGGGAAGAGAAUUUUAAGGUAAAAUCUAUUACAGAUGAUGACCUAUCUAUACCCUCAUCAAUACCACCACCGGAAACCCCUCUAAGAACGCAUGGUAUUGAACUUGAUCUACUGCUUAAGGAUAUGGAAGUUAUUACAGCAGAUUUGAGGGAGGAUGAGUUCAAGAGCUUCAUCGAUUUACCACCUUUCCGUAUUGAUUGUAGUCCUCUUGAGUGGUGGGGUCGUGCAGAGCAGAAAUCGCGCUAUCCACGACUCCAUAGUAUGGCUAUAACGAUAUUAUCUAUCCCAGCAGAGUCAUCUGAGCCAGAGAGAGCCUUUUCUGGCUCUAGAAGGACAUGCUCAUGGGAUAGAUUAAGCCUCUCAUGUCUUAACAUUCAGAGAAUAGAAUGCAUUGGCAGCUGGAUACGAGAAGGCCAUAUUCGUCUCUCUAAGCUUAAUGGAAUGGGUCUGCCAAUGGAGGAUGCAGCAGAGGAUGAAGACGAUGAGUUACAGGGUGAGAUUCUGGAUGAAAUUGGGUGGAUUUAGGGUAGUAUUACUUUUUCUAGCUGACUAAGAUUUCUAUGGUUAUAAUAUGGUUAUAAUAUGGUUAUGGUUAUUGGUGGUUAUGGUUACCACCCUUGUGGUUAUUGAUGGUUAUGGUUACAGCCCCCUGACCUGAAUAACUAUAUUUAACCAUAUGCCCAGGUAUGCUACCAACUACUAACCCCUCCGAGUGACACCCUGAAUUCCAUCGCAUCGUAGCGGUAUCAUGCCAAAUAUGCGGUAGACAUACCAUGACCGUUAAUUCGAAUUAUCCCUCCAAGGCUGUAUCAUAUCCCAUUAAUUCUGCAUAUUCGUGCGCCGGCAUGGCACGCUGGAGACGACACUCCUCUGCCCAUUCGUCAUCUGGACAAGGCGCGACUGCAUGCUGAUUCCGAAGCCACCCAGCGUGUACCUGGAUCAUCGUGUAGAGGGCGGGAAAAAUAUAAAAGAGGGCCUUAGUGUGCAUAUUGGGUAUAAAACUUGUUGGUAAAGAUGCCACUGCUGUCAAGUAGAAGGGCGGACGAUCGAGAU